GGCUGCCGCGGCGCUAGCACUGACGUGUCUCUCGGCGAGGCGCGGCGCUCCAGAGCAGGACGGGCGGCAGCGGAGCCUCGGUCGGAGCGUAGCGGAGCCGGAGCGCGACCCGGAGCCCGACCCGGAGCCCGACCCGGAGCCGAGCAGCCGCCGCCAUGGCGAUCAAGUUUCUGGAAGUCAUCAAGCCCUUCUGUGUCAUCUUGCCCGAAAUUCAGAAGCCGGAGCGGAAGAUUCAGUUUAAGGAGAAAGUGCUAUGGACCGCCAUCACCCUCUUCAUCUUCUUGGUGUGCUGCCAGAUCCCCCUGUUUGGAAUCAUGUCUUCAGACUCAGCCGACCCUUUCUAUUGGAUGAGAGUGAUCCUCGCCUCUAACAGAGGCACACUGAUGGAGCUGGGUAUCUCUCCCAUUGUCACCUCCGGCCUCAUCAUGCAGCUCUUGGCUGGCGCCAAAAUAAUUGAAGUUGGUGAUACCCCGAAAGACCGAGCCCUCUUCAAUGGAGCCCAGAAGUUGUUUGGCAUGAUCAUUACCAUCGGCCAGUCCAUCGUGUAUGUGAUGACAGGGAUGUACGGAGACCCUUCUGAAAUGGGUGCUGGGAUCUGCCUGUUGAUCACCAUACAGCUCUUUGUUGCUGGCCUAAUUGUCCUGCUUUUGGAUGAACUUCUGCAAAAGGGGUACGGCCUGGGCUCUGGGAUCUCCCUCUUCAUUGCCACAAACAUCUGCGAGACCAUCGUGUGGAAGGCGUUCAGCCCCACCACCGUCAACACCGGCCGAGGAAUGGAGUUUGAGGGCGCCAUCAUUGCACUGUUCCACCUGCUGGCCACACGCACAGACAAGGUCCGGGCCCUUCGUGAGGCGUUCUACCGCCAGAAUCUCCCCAACCUCAUGAAUCUGAUCGCCACCAUCUUUGUCUUUGCAGUGGUCAUCUACUUCCAGGGCUUCCGCGUGGACCUGCCCAUCAAGUCGGCCCGCUACCGAGGCCAGUACAACACCUACCCCAUCAAGCUCUUCUACACCUCCAACAUCCCCAUCAUCCUGCAGUCCGCCCUCGUCUCCAACCUCUACGUCAUCUCCCAGAUGCUGUCCGCCCGUUUCAGUGGCAACCUGCUGGUCAGCCUGCUGGGCACCUGGUCGGACACUUCCUCUGGCGGCCCAGCACGUGCCUAUCCCGUUGGCGGCCUUUGCUAUUACCUGUCUCCUCCCGAGUCUUUCGGCUCCGUGUUGGAAGACCCCGUCCACGCCGUCGUGUACAUAGUGUUCAUGCUGGGCUCCUGCGCCUUCUUCUCCAAGACGUGGAUUGAGGUCUCGGGCUCCUCUGCCAAAGACGUUGCAAAGCAGCUGAAGGAGCAGCAGAUGGUGAUGAGGGGCCACCGAGAGACGUCCAUGGUCCACGAGCUCAACCGGUACAUCCCCACGGCCGCGGCCUUCGGCGGGCUUUGCAUCGGGGCCCUCUCCGUGCUGGCUGACUUCCUGGGUGCCAUUGGGUCUGGAACCGGCAUCCUGCUUGCGGUUACCAUCAUCUACCAGUACUUUGAAAUCUUCGUCAAGGAGCAGAGUGAGGUCGGCAGCAUGGGGGCCCUUCUGUUCUGAGCCGUGCCUCCUGGACCAGGCAGAGGUGGCGUGCUCCACGACGGCCAAGGGAGCAAGGACGCCACGCCGUGGGCGCUGUCUCGGGGGUGCUGCUGUGGC
Messenger RNA from Balaenoptera musculus (blue whale), 1685 nucleotides. It is a transcript of the gene SEC61A1, whose product is annotated as SEC61 translocon subunit alpha 1. Gene Ontology annotation, biological process: post-translational protein targeting to membrane, translocation; SRP-dependent cotranslational protein targeting to membrane, translocation. Bases 156 to 1586 code for a protein of 476 amino acids. Gene Ontology annotation, cellular component: membrane; Sec61 translocon complex. NCBI's taxonomy places the organism in Eukaryota, Metazoa, Chordata, Mammalia, Artiodactyla, Balaenopteridae. The transcript has 12 exons. The record is from RefSeq and is a predicted model, not a curated record. Gene Ontology annotation, molecular function: ribosome binding; signal sequence receptor activity; transmembrane protein transporter activity.